AUGGAAUCUGAGAGGCCUAACACUACUAUUGAGACCUACAAACAACAACAAGAACUAGAAGAAGAAGAUGACGACGAUGAAGAAGAAGAAGAAAACAAUGAGAUCCUCAAGAGAAGAAUUUCCAGCCACCCUCUCUAUGGACUGCUGGUUGAAACUCACUUGGACUGUUUGAAGGUUGGUGACAUUUCUAACUUGGAGAGAGAGCUGAAGAUAGAUCAGAUGCAAGCAACGGAGAAGCAAAACUUGGGCAUGUUCAGCCAAUCUGAGCUUGAUCUCUUCAUGGAAGCAUAUUGCUUGGCACUUGGGAAGCUGAAAGAAGCAAUGGUGGAACCACAACAGAAGUCCAUGGCUUUCAUAAACAACAUGCAUUCACAACUUAGGGAGAUGACUAAGCCAACCUUGCCUGCACCACCUCCUGAACCUGCACCACCUCCUGCAUCUUCUAGUGACUGCAACUUCAGAAGAAAUUAG
Molecule: messenger RNA, 471 nt
Organism: Sphenostylis stenocarpa
Lineage: Eukaryota; Viridiplantae; Streptophyta; Magnoliopsida; Fabales; Fabaceae
Source: the annotation of a GenBank genome assembly